This is a messenger RNA of Nerophis lumbriciformis (worm pipefish), 2437 nucleotides long. It is a transcript of the gene rnf167, whose product is annotated as ring finger protein 167. Lineage: Eukaryota; Metazoa; Chordata; Actinopteri; Syngnathiformes; Syngnathidae. The record is from RefSeq and is a predicted model, not a curated record. Gene Ontology annotation, molecular function: zinc ion binding.
UCAGGGGGACCCAGCAAGCAAUAACAAACACAAGCAGCCAUUAGCGAACACACGUUUACAGCUGAACAGAUAGAUAAUUUUUGUCCAUAAGGACACUUUAAGCCAUUUCUAUAUUCUGCUUACCGUGUGCGUAAGUGCUGCAUCGUACAUACUGAGUGCUCUGUCACGUAAAUGAUUUAACUGUUAUCCAACAUUUGCCAAAAACGAGCCAAACCAGCUAACAAGCGCUAAUCCUUCCCUGGCGAGUUUGUUCUCGUACACGCAACAUAAGGUGGCCAGUAUAUAAACAGUAGAAAGUCAACUAUAUUGGUUUGAUGCGGUGACAUGUGAGACGGGAGGACAUUUUGGACCUAUUUUUAACGCUGCGGUGACAUAAAAGAGGCCGACAAGUACACCAAAACCAUUGAAGGAUGCUUCAACCGGGUGGGUGGUGGGCAGGAGCACCUCUGACAGUCCUUUCCGUCAUUUUAUGCAGCAUAUCACCCUCGCCCACACAUGCAUACAUCUAUGCUCAUUACAGCAAUGUGACCUUGUUGUUUGAGGACCUGCCAGCCCUGUUUGGAUCCCCCCUUCCCAAGGAUGGACUCAUGGGUGUUUUAGUGGUUUCCCACCCUCUCAAUGGCUGUGCACCGAUCGCCCCCCCUCCUUCACUCCUGCCAGUUUUGGAGGCCAACACCACCAAAUUCAUAGCUCUCAUCAAACGCUAUGAGUGCAGUUUUGAUCGAAAGGUCUUACAUGCGCAGCAAGCUGGAUACAGCGCUGCCAUCAUCCACAACAUGUACUCCGACUCUCUGCUCAAUAUGAACGCCAGUAACGAUACCAUUGCAGGGGAGAUUGUGAUCCCCUCAGUCUUCACCAGCUUCUAUGCCUCGGAAGCUCUUAAGAAUUUUAUCAUUCCAGAUGAAGGAGCCUAUGUGAUAUUAAAGCCAGAGUUUGCGUUCCCACUCUCAUACUACCUUAUUCCUUUCACUGGAGUGGUUGGCAUGAUCAUUAUUGUGAUGUUUGUUAUCUUGGGCAUACGCUGUGUGCAGUACAGAAAGAGGCUCAGAAAAAAUCGCUUGUCAAAGGAACAGCUGAAGCGCAUUCCUAUUCACAAGUUCACUAAAGGGGAUGACUAUGAUGUGUGUGCCAUAUGCUUGGACGACUAUGAAGAAGGAGACAAGUUGCGGGUUUUACCCUGUUCACAUGCCUACCACAGCAAGUGUGUGGACCCGUGGCUAACCAAGACUAAGAAGACGUGCCCCGUGUGCAAACAGAGGGUCACCCAGAGCAACACAGAGCACUCAGAGUCAGAGUCGGACGAGGAGAGCGCAGGACGAGGAGGAGGAGGAGGAGGAGGAGGAGGAGGAGGAGGAGGAGGAGGAGAAGAAGGAACAGACGCUGACUCCGAGCGCACCCCUCUUCUCCGCCCGUCAAACCCAGGUUCUCCCUCUGGGAGUCCGGGGGCCUAUUCAGCCACCAACAACACCACAGUGACCACCGCCCAGUGCAUCUCCUCGCCGGCUCACGACAACUCCCCCGUGCUGGGAUACGAAGGCUACUAUUCCCCUCAGGAGGAUACAGACUCGGAAAGCUAUGAGACAGAAGAUGAGCGGCACCCCGGUGACGACGACACCGCUCAGCUUAUCGACAGGGAUACAGUGCGCAUCUGAUGGCUGAAUCGUCAACAUGACUCAACAAGAAAAGGGCCUUUGCUGUUCUCCUAUUGAUCACUGUGUACUCAGUUGAACCUUUUGUUGUAUUGUAACCACACACAGCUCAACUUAACACACAUGUUGCGUUGAUCCGUUAGACUUACGAAUGAAUGCCACACGUCAGUAAAUGUUGAAGGGCAAACACGCAAAACUCACACUUUAGGAUGUUAAAGGUUUCUCAUGCUUCAAUUCUAAUAAUUUUAUGUGUGACAUUGUCUUUCACUUCUUUACUGUGUGUUAAUGUUUUAGUUUUGCUUAUCUUGCACACUAAAUUACGCACUACUAAAAUAUCUGCAGCUUUAACAAUAUUUUGCUAUUGGAUCAAUGCAUAUCUUAGCUUCAGAUGACCAUGAUCUUAAGAUGAAUGGGUUUGUUAUAAACACGUUUCCAUUUUUCCACCUACUGUUUCUGGUGUGCCUAUCUAUGUAAAAACUGCAUGCCACAUCAUUUUUCAACCCUCAUGAAGUUGGUACAUUGGUUGUCACAUAUGUUGCUUUUUGUUGCGCACCAAGAAAAAUGUUGUGAUGUCAGAUAACAAACACUAGUUUGACAACGUUGUUUCUGUGGGUGCAGGCAGUAGUCGCUGUACUGACUUAAUGCAUCACACAAACAAAACAAGUACAGUACAUAUUCUGCCACGUCUUUUGGACUGAACAAAUAUGGGAUUGCCUUAUAUUGUACAUUAUGUACAUUUUAUGUGGGAUACCUUGUGUUCAAAAACUAAAAAGCUGCAGGUCUUUUAA